Heterobilharzia americana is the source of this 2339-nucleotide messenger RNA. Lineage: Eukaryota; Metazoa; Platyhelminthes; Trematoda; Strigeidida; Schistosomatidae. The record is from the annotation of a GenBank genome assembly.
AGAGGGGUGUAUAGAGAGUGAAUGAGCGACAAGUAGACAGACACUUCACUUUACACAUUUUGAUUUUCCACAUUCUCGUCAAUCACUUACACUUUGGAAAGGGUCUCAGCUACCUUAUUCUUUUAGUUCAAUCCAACCUGAAGACGACAUUUACUGGCUGGCGAUAUAUACAUUGAUUAUUGAAAUCUGUCAAAUUAUAUUUGUGUUUUAACAAGAGUGGGAUGAAAAUGAUUUGAAAUGACAUUUAUAGUAUAGUCAAUUUUUGUAUCAGUGGGAAUUAUUUCAUGUUUUUCCAUUAAAAUCAGUAUAAGUGUAGUAGUAAUAAUGAUAGUAAUGUUAUUAGACAACAAGAAAUGACCAAUUAUCGAACUGAACUACGCAUUCCUGUUGAACGAAAUAACAAGUCAGUAAUUAAUAAUGAUUAUACGAAGCAUACGAGACUAUCUGAUACAGAUUCAGUGUUGCCAUCAGACGAAACAUGGAAAUAUGAUAUCGUUAAUAAUAAUGAUAAUAAUAGAAAUAACUGGGAUACACAUAAUCGUCAUACAUUGAGUAAUGAACAAAUCUAUUAUCAACGACCAUGGAAUAAGCAUUUUCGUACAAUUUCUUCAAGUCCUUUACGAUUCACAGAGACAACAGAUCAUUUUUUUGAUGAUAUGAAACGUAGAAUAGAAGAACGUCGUAGACGAUGGAAUGAAGAAUUUAAAAUAAUGCAUAAUGAUCUACGAUCAUCUAAUCAUUUACGAAGUUCAACUGAUCUAUUUAAUGAUAAUAGAGAAGUAAUGAAUUCGUCUAGUUCACAUGAUACUUUGACAAAAACUUAUUCAUCUACUGGUUAUGAACAAUUUGAAGAUGGAAGUGUACACUUUGUAGCUAAUUUCAAUCUAUCCAAUUAUGAUCCAGAAUUAGUGAAAGUAUUUGUACACAAUGGACAAUUAGUAGUAACAGCUAAAACUGAAAGGAAUCAAUCAACAAACAGUUUGAAUAAUAAUAAUAAUAAUAAUAAAAAGGAGAAGAAUUCCACUUCAUCUCUUCGAGAAUAUUCUCGUUCAAUUAAUUUACCUUCAGGUAUAAAUGAUGAAAAAAUCUCUGCUGUUCUCUCUUUAAAUGGUAUAUUAACUGUUAGUUGUCCUAUGAAACCUCCACCUUUUUCAUCCUCUACUGAUAUACAUUCUAUUCAUUCUGAGACUUCAUUUAAUCCAUUCUUAACUCGUAAACAUUAUCAAUCAUCAAGAAAGUUAUCUCAACAAUAUCCAAGUAUAUAUGAGAUUAAAUCACCAAAAUUCAAUUAUUCUUCAACACAUUCUUUACAUUCAGAUUAUGAUAUUUUAUCACCUAAUAAUGAAAAUGAUUUUCAACAUUCUACUAUACUAAAAAUGAAACAUAAUUAUCAUCCACAAUCUACUUUCAAUUGUCAACAAUUAAAUAAACGUAGAUUUUGUUUACAACUUCCAGUGGAUACAGAUUAUUCACCAGCAGAAAUACAAAUUAAAACAUUAAAUCAUCGUAUUUAUGUGAAAGCACGUCAUGAAGAACGUACAUCAAAUCGUACUGCUGUUAGAGAAUUCUCUAAAGAAUAUGAUAUACCAGAUAAUGUAGAUCCUGAAUGUCUUACUGCUAAAUUUAGUAAUGGCAUCUUGUAUAUUGAAGAACCAAUUGUAUAAUUGAGAACAGUGAAAAUGAUUCUAAUAACCUGAAAGUAAUCAUUUCAUUGAAUUAUUAUUUUCAUCCCCUUUUUUUUUUCAUUUUGUUACUUCUAGCCAUCAAUUUCUAUAGAAAUGGUAUGAUUCUAUUGAUCUUGUAAAACAAGGUGUAAACACUUCAAGAGGUUGGUAGUAUAGUGUAUUGUAGUUUUUCUGUAGAGGAUGAUGACGUCAAAUAGAUACGAAACUUUCAUUUUCAUAUUUUUCUAUACAAUAUGCACACACACACGCACAUAUGUUAGCUCACUGUUUUUAAAAAUUUCGUCCAUUAUUUCAUUUCUAUUACUUAUUAGUUAUUUUUACGAUCAUUGAAGUAUAUGCUUACAUACUACUGACAUUGAGAUAUAAGUAGUAUUAAUGGUGACAGUGAUUGUCACAUAUGCUUCUAUUCAUCUUUGUUCAUAGUGUCCUUAUUUACUUCAUCUUUCAUCAAUGCCACACUUACCCUUAGUAAUUCCAGCUAACGUUAAAGUGGAAACAAUCGGAAAAUAAGCUGAGUUAAUCAUCCUCUUUACGGAUGAUAACAGACAGUAACAACGACGCAACAAUGAGUACUAAAUGAAACUAUUGUACAAUAAAUGAUUUGAAGGAAAACACGUUUUUAUAUGCUUCCUCGUUUGUUACUAACCAUUUUCA